This is a messenger RNA of Athalia rosae (coleseed sawfly), 1427 nucleotides long. RefSeq names its product glycine-rich cell wall structural protein. The transcript is spliced from 3 exons. The coding region runs from base 41 to 1123 and encodes 360 amino acids. The record is from RefSeq and is a predicted model, not a curated record. Lineage: Eukaryota; Metazoa; Arthropoda; Insecta; Hymenoptera; Athaliidae.
GCGUCCGGAUUUGCAAUAGCUUUACCGCAUCUCAUGGGUGAUGGGUCGACGCGAGUGGGGCCCGGUCUGUAUAAAAGGGGGCCUCAAGACAUCCAAGAAGCAUCAGUCCUCAAAUCAAGGAACCGCAGCAACCAUGAGGGCAUUCAUGAUCGUGGCACUGGCCGCGAUGGCUAUGGCGCGCCCAGAGGCAGGCUAUUCUUACUCCCAACCGAGCGGAAGUUACGGCGCACCCGGCCACGGAAGUAGCGGAGGUUCUCUUGGUGGACUCGGAGGCCUAGGGGGAGGUCUUGGAAUCGGGGGUGGCCACGGAGGUGGUGGUGGUUUCUCAUCAGGAUUUGGCUCCGGUAGCUCCGGCGGUUUCGGAGGUGGUUCAGGAGGCGGUUUCGGAGGUGGUUCGGGAGGUGGUUUCGGAGGUGGCUCGGGAGGCGGCUUCGGAGGUGGUUCGUUCGGUUCCUCCGGAGGUGGUGGAUCCUUCGGGGGUGGCUCGUUCGGUGGCGGUUCGUUCGGCGGUGGAUCUUUCGGCGGUGGUUCAGGCGGCGGUGGAUCCCUGAUCCAGAAGCACAUCUACGUUCACGUACCUCCACCAGAGGCACCCGAAGAAAGACCGAACAGGCCUAUCUCCCUGCCAGCACCACCCCAGAAACACUACAAGAUUAUCUUCAUCAAGGCGCCCACUCCACCCACCCCUACCGCUCCUGUUAUUCCCGCUCUCCAGCAGGACGAACAGAAGACCCUCAUCUACGUCUUGGUCAAGAAGCCCGACGAAGCACCAGAAAUUAAUCUGCCAACUGUUACUCCCACUCAACCCAGCAAACCCGAAGUAUACUUCAUCAAGUACAAGACCCAGAAAGAGGUCACCGGAGGAGGCGGCGGAGGCGGAAUCGGCGGUGGAAUCGGUGGAGGAAUCGGCGGAGGAAUCGGCGGUGGAAUCGGCGGAGGAAUCGGCGGAGGAAUCGGCGGAGGAAUCGGCGGUGGAAUCGGAGGUGGAAUCGGCGGAGGUCACGGAGGCGGCAUCGGCGGAGGUCACGGAAGUGGCGGCGAUUCGCACGGAUCGAUCGGAGGUAGUGGCCCAAGUGGACCGAGUUCGAACUAUGGUCCCCCGGGAGGCUCAGGACCGUACUAGUCAACUAUACUUCACGAUCCCAACAAUAUUUUCCCUACCCCCAGCCCCCCAAAGCCCCACUCACACGCACUCGCGAUGCAAACACACCGACACGAACGGAUGGGGCGAGGGACUCGCCCAACCCCACGUUCCAUCCCGACUUUGUAACAUAAAUAUACAACGCGACCACACUAUUAUUUUUAUACGACUGUAUUAUAUAAGCGAAGAUGAUGCGAGGAUGAUAAUGAUGAUGUUGAUGAUGAUGAUGUUUUUUAUACCUAUUUUUUGCAAGAAAACGGUGGCGAAAUAAAGCUUUUUUUAUGUA